Molecule: messenger RNA, 2882 nt
Organism: Dromiciops gliroides (monito del monte)
Lineage: Eukaryota; Metazoa; Chordata; Mammalia; Microbiotheria; Microbiotheriidae
Gene: VPS11
Product: VPS11 core subunit of CORVET and HOPS complexes
Exons: 16
Coding region: 62-2881 (939 amino acids)
Biological process (GO): vacuole organization; endosome organization; organelle fusion
Cellular component (GO): endosome; HOPS complex
Molecular function (GO): protein-macromolecule adaptor activity; protein binding
Source: RefSeq, a predicted model, not a curated record
AUGUGACCCUCCGACACGAUUCACGUGAUUGCUCCUCGGAAGGUGGAGGCUUAGGGGCAAGAUGGCGGCUUACCUGCAGUGGCGCCGCUUCGUCUUUUUUGACAAGGAGCUGGUGAAGGAGCCGGCGGGGAGCGAUGGGGCCGGGCCUGGCCCCGGGCCUGGAUCGGGGGCAACCAGGCCCCUCAGCCUCCCUCCGGGCAUCACCGUCUGCGAUUCGGGCCGGGGGAGCUUGGUCUUUGGGGACAUGGAAGGACAGAUCUGGUUCCUGCCCCGCUCCCUACAGCUCACGGGCUUUCAGGCAUACAAACUCCGGGUAACCCACCUCUACCAGCUGAAACAGCACAAUAUCCUAGCAUCCGUGGGAGAGGACGAAGAAGGGAUCAAUCCUCUGGUGAAGGUCUGGAAUCUGGAGAAGAGAGACGGUGGCAAUCCCCUCUGCACCCGAAUCUUCCCCGCUAUUCCAGGGUCAGAGCCAACUGUGGUGUCCUGUUUGACAGUUCAUGAGAAUCUCAACUUUAUGGCUAUCGGCUUUACUGAUGGUAGUGUUACCCUUAAUAAGGGUGAUAUCACCAGGGACCGGCACAGCAAGACCCAGAUUUUGCACAAGGGCAGCUAUCCUGUCACUGGGCUGGCCUUUCGCCAGGCAGGCAAGACCACCCAUUUGUUUGUGGUGACAACAGAGAAUGUACAGUCCUACACUCUGUCUGGAAAGGACUACCCUCGGAUAGAGUUAGACACCCAUGGCUGCGGCCUGCGCUGCUCAGCCCUAAGUGAUCCUUCCCAGGACCUGCAGUUUAUUGUUGCUGGGGAUGAGUGUGUUUACUUAUAUCAGCCUGAUGAGCGUGGCCCUUGCUUUGCCUUUGAGGGCCAUAAGCUCAUUGCCCACUGGUUCCGUGGCUACCUUGUUAUUGUUUCCCGGGACCGCAAGAUUUCACCCAAGUCGGAGUUCACCAGCAGGGACUCUCAGAGCUCGGACAAGCAGAUCCUCAACAUCUAUGAUCUGUGCAACAAGUUCAUUGCCUACAGCUCUGUCUUUGAGGAUGUGGUAGAUGUGCUUGCUGAGUGGGGCUCUCUGUACGUGCUGACUCGGGAUGGGAGAGUCCAUGUGCUUCAGGAAAAGGACACCCAGACUAAACUGGAGAUGUUGUUCAAAAAGAAUCUGUUUGAGAUGGCAAUCAACUUGGCCAAAAGCCAGCACCUGGAUAGUGAUGGGCUGGCACAGAUCUUCAUGCAGUAUGGGGACCACCUCUACAGCAAGGGAAACCACGAUGGCGCUGUCCAGCAGUAUAUCCGAACCAUAGGGAAGUUGGAGCCAUCCUAUGUGAUCCGAAAAUUCUUGGAUGCCCAGCGCAUCCACAACCUGACUGCCUAUCUACAGACCCUGCACCGGCAGUCACUGGCCAAUGCUGACCACACCACCCUGCUGCUCAAUUGCUACACGAAACUCAAGGACAGCUCCAAGCUAGAGGAAUUCAUCAAGACAAAGAGUGAAAGUGAAGUACACUUUGAUGUAGAAACAGCCAUCAAGGUCCUUCGGCAGGCUGGCUACUAUUCCCAUGCCCUGUACUUGGCUGAGAACCACGCUCACCACGAGUGGUACCUGAAGGUCCAGCUAGAGGACAUCAAGAACUACCAGGAGGCAUUACAGUAUAUUGGGAAGCUGCCCUUUGAGCAGGCAGAAAGCAACAUGAAGCGGUACGGCAAGAUCCUCAUGCAUCACGUGCCAGAACAAACUACCCAGCUGCUGAAGGUCCUGUGCACCGACUAUCGGCUCCACACAGACGCUGCUGCUGAGAUGGAGGGGCCUGGCUACAGGGCCAAUUCGGAGGAAUUUAUUCCCAUUUUUGCCAACAACCCAAGGGAACUGAAGGCCUUCCUAGAGCACAUGACUGAGGUGCAGGCAGAUUCAUCCCAGGGUGUCUAUGAUACUCUGCUGGAGCUGAGACUACAGAACUGGGCUCAUGAAAAGGACCCACAGGUCAAGGAGAAGCUCCAUGCUGAGGCACUCUCUCUCUUGAAGAGUGGCCACUUUUCCAGUGUCUUCGACAAGGCCUUGGUUCUUUGCCAGAUGCAUGAUUUUCAAGAUGGGGUCCUAUACCUUUAUGAGCAGGGAAAGCUGUUCCAGCAGAUCAUGCAUUACCAUAUGCAGCAUGAGCAGUACCGACAGGUGAUCGCUGUUUGUGAACGGCAUGGAGAGCAAGAGCCCACUCUGUGGGAGCAAGCCCUCAGUUACUUUGCCCGAAAGGAAGAAGACUGUAAGGAAUAUGUUGCUGCUGUGCUCAAACACAUUGAGAGCAAGAACCUCAUGCCACCGCUCUUAGUGGUGCAGACCUUGGCUCACAACUCGACAGCCACGUUGUCUGUCAUCAAGGACUAUCUGGUACAGAAGCUGCAAAAGCAGAGCCAACAGAUUGAGAAAGACGAGCUUCGGGUGCAAAGGUAUCGGGAAGAGACCACCCGCAUACGCCAAGAGAUCCAGGACCUGAAGACCAGCCCAAAGAUCUUCCAGAAGACAAAAUGCAGUAUCUGCACCAGUCCCUUGGAGCUGCCCUCUGUCCACUUUCUGUGUGGUCAUUCAUUCCAUCAGCACUGUUUUGAGAGCUACUCAGAAAGUGAUGCUGACUGCCCCACCUGUCUCCCUGAGAACCGAAAGGUGAUGGACAUGAUCCGGGCCCAGGAGCAAAAGCGAGAUUUGCACGAUCAAUUUCAGCACCAGCUCAAGUACUCCAACGACAGCUUCUCUGUUAUUGCCGACUACUUUGGACGAGGUGUCUUCAACAAGUUGACCCUGCUGACUGACCCACCUGUGAGCAGAGUAGGCACCAGCCUGGAGGCUGGACUGCAACGAGACCUGCUCAUGCACUCCAAGCGGGGAACCUAAG